Messenger RNA from Cyprinodon tularosa, 3425 nucleotides. It is a transcript of the gene tardbpa, whose product is annotated as TAR DNA binding protein a. Gene Ontology annotation, molecular function: RNA binding. Gene Ontology annotation, biological process: regulation of gene expression. Gene Ontology annotation, cellular component: nucleoplasm. NCBI's taxonomy places the organism in Eukaryota, Metazoa, Chordata, Actinopteri, Cyprinodontiformes, Cyprinodontidae. The record is from RefSeq and is a predicted model, not a curated record. The coding region runs from base 474 to 1664 and encodes 396 amino acids. The transcript is spliced from 5 exons.
UAACAAGGUGAGCGGCCAUUUUGUUAGCCCUGUGUAGCUGUGUAGAUUUCGUUCAUCAAAUUUCAUUGAAAGUAACAGCUUGUAUACGUUUUUGCUUAUGUUGUGUUUUUGAUUAGAGGCUUUUAUGUUAGAAUACGACGUGUUUGUCCGCUGACAUUAAACACAGUCAUUCAUUUUUCGAGCCGCUUUGAGUUUGCUAGCUCUUCGGCUAGCUGGCUAACUUGUUUACGUGUUUCGUUUGGAGGAAACGUUUCACUGUCAUGACCGCCAGCUUUUAAAUGUUUCAGUUAUCGAAUAAGCACGGUUUGUCCGCUUAUGACUCCCGUCGUUUUGGUCUUUCAAUUUAGUUUUCAUUGAAGAAAAGUUAAGCCAAGUUCGGGGAUCUUCAAACUCUACGUGUACCAUUGUAAUUAACUCGAACUCCGUCAUCGGCUGACUGUUGUCGGUUCAGCGCUCGGCCAACCCGAAGCAACAUGUCAGAGCUGUACAUUCGGGUGGCUGAGGAUGAGAAUGAGGAGCCCAUGGAGAUCCCCUCGGAGGACGAUGGGACUGUUCUGCUUUCCUCGGUGUCAGCCCAGUUCCCAGGGGCUUGUGGUUUGCGGUACAGAAACCCGGAGUCCCAGUGCAUGAGGGGAGUUCGGUUGGUAGAGGGAGUCCUGCAUGCACCAGAGAGCAGCUGGGGAAACCUGGUCUAUGUCGUCAACUACCCCAAAGAUAACAAAAGGAAGAUGGAGGAAAUAGACGCAGCAUCGGCUGUUAAAGUAAAAAGAGGGUUUCAGAAAACAUCUGAUCUCAUAGUGCUCGGGCUGCCUUGGAAAACAACAGAACAAGACCUGAAGGAUUAUUUUAGUACCUUUGGGGAGGUCAUCAUGGUACAGGUGAAGAGGGAUGCAAAAACUGGCAAUUCAAAAGGAUUUGGGUUUGUCCGCUUUGCUGACUAUGAGACACAAACUAAAGUUAUUGCUCAGAGACACAUGAUUGAUGGACGAUGGUGUGACUGUAAGCUUCCAAACUCAAAGGCAUCUCCUGAUGAACCGAUGCGGAGCCGUAAAAUCUUUGUGGGCCGCUGCACAGAGGACAUGACGACAGAUGAUCUGAGGCAGUACUUCAUGCAGUAUGGGGAGGUCACUGAUGUCUUUAUUCCCAAACCUUUCCGGGCGUUCGCAUUUGUCACAUUUGCUGAUGAUCAGGUUGCCCAGGCAUUGUGUGGAGAGGACCUGAUCAUCAAGGGCGUCAGCGUGCACAUCUCCAACGCUGAGCCCAAACACAAUAACAGUAGGCAAAUGAUGGAUCGGGGCCGGUUUGGGGCUGGCGGGUUCAGUCAAGGGUAUGGCAGUAAUCGUGGGGGGCUAGGUGGCGGCAGCGGAGGGGUUAACUUUGGGGCUCUGGGUCUUAACCCAGCUAUGGUGGCAGCAGCUCAGGCAGCACUGCAGAGCAGUUGGGGAAUGAUGGGCAUGCUGGCUAACCAGCAGGGGUUGACCACGGCGGCAGGCACAGCCUCUACGACCAGAGAUCAGACAUACAGCUCUGCCAGCACCAGUUACAGCAGCCCCAGCUCAGCUAGCCUCGGCUGGGGUGCAGGCACCAACACCGCCUCAAACAGCGGCUUCAGCUCCGGCUUUGGCACAUCAAUGGAGUCUAAAUCUUCUAGCUGGGGAAUGUAGACAGCUGAGGGUUGACGUUUUCUCUUUCUGUUAGGCAUAUCUGGUAAGUACACCUACAGGAAGGAAGUGCUUAUACUUUAUUUAAAAAUGAAACACUGCCUUUUAUUUUAUCAAAGCGAACGUUUCUACUUGUGUGGCUGUGUAGUCAUACAUGGAAUGGGUGAAAAGUUUAGUUUGAGGAAUCUUCCAAACUUUCUAGUUUUGUUUGUGAGAAUACGUUAUGAAGAGAUGACUGUGCAUGCACCAUAACUAUUUAUAAACAUGCACGAGUGUUUAGGUCUCCCUGCAGUCCGUCGUACGCUGGCUGUUAGAUAAUUAUAUAUUUAUGCAUUAUAUUGGGUUUUUUUUUUGGUUGGUUGGUUAUUUCCUCUGUUGGAAACGCCUUCAUGAACGUUUCUUCCGCAGUUCACCAACUCUUUCACAAUUUCCCGGGAGGAGUCACAUCAUUGGCUGCAAUGCUCGGCAGAUCUCAGUAUCCCUCCUCCCACAUGUAAAUGCUUUAUCAUCCGAGGUCACAGCUUCAGUCUGCGUAUACAGUGUUAGACGGUGGGUGUUGCCUUUCUUUCCUCUCUUUUUCUGUUUUUAUUUUUCGGGAUAUAGGGUCUGCCACUGUCGCUUUUUGAUCUCGAUGAAUGGAUUCGGUGUUGGACUGAAUGAGAGUGAGCAAAAGGACGGAAAGCAAGUACUGUUUGUGCUUUAUUUUUAUUUUUUGAAAGACAAAUGCCUGGGAGAGAUGAGAAGAACCUGUGGCUUUUUGUGCGAGUGUGAGAGAAAGAAGCAAAGUACGUGUGUGUUCUCAGUGACCAUCACAAGGACAUUUGUUGACAUCUCAAGAGCCCAGAUUUUUCUACUUUCUCAUAUCGUUUUCUAUCCAACCCUGAUUCUUUACAAAAAAACAAACAAACACUGAAUUGUCAAGUGCUUUGAAUAUCUAUAUAUUUUAGUAGAUCUUUUCUUGCUGUCCAGUUCGAUGUGAAUGCCUGUGUUAUUUUCUCCUUGUUACCACCCUGUUUGUGUGAAAAUGUGACUUUGUUUGUGAAGUCUGUGUGCAGGCGGGGAAACACAGAAAGAGUGCUGAAGUUUGGGCGAUGUUCCUGGUGAAUGUUUGAACAGAUCCCAUUGGAAGUUUGUGUUUGAAGUGGUUUUGAAUGCAUUUUCUAUGUUUUGUGAAUUAAAGGGAAGUGUGAAAUAAAACUUAAUUUGACUAGGAGGAAAAUACCCUCUUGACAAAGACUUGUUUUUGACUUUAAUCGAACUGCCAACACUUUAAUUCACAUGUUUAGGUUCGACAGAUAUGGAAAAGCCAGGCUUUCUUCUGAGCCCUGGUUUGGAGUCUGCUGUGCUGAAGAUGAACGGGAAACCGCCUUAAAUACGGAAGGAUCUACUUUGCCUCGUUAGCAAGAAAAAUUCAACCACUUAUUUAGAUGGUAUAAUGAUCAAAUCACAUGUUUGUUUUCUUCAGAUAUUGUAUCAAGUUAAAUUUACGUAUUAAAUUGUCAGUGUUGCCCUGUUAAGAUUUCUACCUCACUGGAACAUUUUCAUGAACAUAUUCCCAUUCACAAGUCACUGAUAUAUGAAAGUAUAAAAUGUGAAACUAUCAAUGUCAAGGUUUGUAUUAGCGCAGCAGGAUAGAUUAACUGCUGUUUACUUUCGUGAAGUGUAUUUUCAUUUUGCAGUCUAAAGAUUUGAGUGCAAAAUCCCACUUUGUUUUGAGGUGCUAGAGUUGCAUUGUAAAAUAAAGAAUAGUUUUUUUUAAUAAUA